This is a messenger RNA of Hippopotamus amphibius kiboko, 10145 nucleotides long. RefSeq names its product protein kinase AMP-activated catalytic subunit alpha 2 (gene PRKAA2). Gene Ontology annotation, biological process: intracellular signal transduction; protein phosphorylation. The transcript has 10 exons. Gene Ontology annotation, molecular function: AMP-activated protein kinase activity; ATP binding. The record is from RefSeq and is a predicted model, not a curated record. Gene Ontology annotation, cellular component: cytoplasm. The coding region runs from base 385 to 1773 and encodes 462 amino acids. Lineage: Eukaryota; Metazoa; Chordata; Mammalia; Artiodactyla; Hippopotamidae.
GGAGCGAGGCUGCGCGCGCCGAACAUGGCUGAGAAGCAGAAGCACGACGGGCGGGUGAAGAUCGGACACUACGUGCUGGGGGACACGCUGGGCGUCGGCACCUUCGGCAAAGUGAAGAGUGCUGAAAAUACAGAAGAGAGUGAUAGAGUGUCUGUUCUUAAGGAGUGCAUACUCCAGUAGAAGAGACAGACAUGAAAAGUUCUAUGCAUUGGAGAACAUCAAUUGACAGGCCAUAAAGUGGCAGUUAAAAUUUUAAAUAGACAGAAGAUUCGCAGUUUAGAUGUUGUUGGAAAAAUAAAACGAGAAAUUCAAAAUCUAAAACUCUUUCGUCAUCCUCAUAUUAUCAAACUAUACCAGGUGAUCAGCACUCCAACAGAUUUUUUUAUGGUAAUGGAAUAUGUGUCUGGUGGUGAAUUAUUUGACUACAUCUGUAAACAUGGACGGGUUGAAGAAAUGGAAGCCAGGCGGCUUUUUCAGCAGAUUCUGUCUGCCGUGGAUUACUGUCACAGGCAUAUGGUCGUUCAUCGAGACCUGAAACCAGAGAACGUGCUAUUGGAUGCACACAUGAAUGCCAAGAUAGCUGAUUUUGGAUUAUCUAAUAUGAUGUCAGAUGGUGAAUUUCUGCGAACUAGUUGUGGAUCCCCAAAUUAUGCAGCACCUGAAGUCAUCUCAGGCAGAUUGUAUGCUGGACCUGAGGUUGAUAUCUGGAGCUGCGGUGUUAUUUUGUACGCUCUUCUCUGCGGCACCCUCCCAUUUGAUGAUGAGCAUGUGCCUACGUUGUUUAAGAAGAUCCGAGGGGGUGUUUUUUAUAUCCCAGAAUAUCUCAAUCGUUCUGUUGCCACUCUCCUGAUGCAUAUGCUACAGGUUGACCCCCUGAAACGAGCAACUAUAAAAGACAUAAGAGAGCAUGAAUGGUUUAAACAAGAUUUGCCCAGUUACUUAUUUCCUGAAGACCCCUCCUAUGAUGCUAACGUCAUUGAUGAUGAGGCUGUGAAAGAAGUGUGUGAAAAAUUUGAGUGUACAGAAUCAGAAGUAAUGAACAGUUUAUAUAGUGGUGACCCUCAAGACCAGCUUGCAGUGGCUUAUCAUCUUAUCAUUGACAAUCGGAGAAUAAUGAACCAAGCCAGUGAGUUCUACCUCGCCUCUAGCCCCCCAACUGGUUCUUUUAUGGAUGAUAGUGCCAUGCAUAUUCCCCCAGGCCUGAAACCUCAUCCAGAAAGGAUGCCACCUCUUAUAGCAGACAGCCCUAAAGCAAGAUGUCCACUGGAUGCACUGAAUACAACUAAACCCAAAUCUUUAGCUGUGAAAAAAGCCAAGUGGCAUCUUGGAAUCCGAAGUCAGAGCAAACCAUAUGACAUUAUGGCUGAAGUUUACCGAGCUAUGAAGCAGCUGGAUUUUGAAUGGAAGGUAGUGAAUGCAUACCAUCUACGUGUAAGAAGAAGAAAUCCAGUGACUGGUAAUUAUGUGAAAAUGAGCUUACAGCUAUACCUGGUUGACAAUAGAAGCUAUCUUUUGGAUUUUAAAAGCAUUGAUGAUGAGGUGGUGGAGCAGAGGUCUGGUUCGUCAACACCUCAGCGGUCCUGUUCUGCUGCUGGCUUACACAGACCGCGAUCCAGUUUGGAUUCUGUAACUGCGGAGAGCCAUUCACUCUCUGGCUCUCUCACGGGCUCCUUGACCGGAAGCACGUUGUCUUCAGUUCCACCUCGCCUGGGCAGUCACACCAUGGAUUUUUUUGAAAUGUGUGCCAGUCUGAUCACUACUUUAGCCCGUUGAUGAUCUUUCCCUAGUUUCUAUCUUUCUGUUAUUGCACUGUGAAAAUCAGAUAUAUUCUUUAAAUUAUUGUUUUACUUUAUGCAUAUGGAUAUCACAUACUCUGCAGUACUGGUUGAGAGCUGUGACUAUCUCCAGGGGCUCUCAAUGCCAUUGAAAUUACUGAAAAUGAAAAAGUUUGAUAUUUUAUUUACUGUGGACAUCUGUAAUUCUGUUUUGCCUAUGAUAAAUUCUCAUAGGCAUUAUCUUUAAUACUGAUGAACAUUGAUGAAGAUUAUUAUUAAUCUAAAACUGUGGAUUCACUACAGAUGAUUAAUACACCUUUACUGGUGAACCAUCUCAGUCAAAGGGUGGUCUUGCUUAACUGUUUAGUGUAGAUAAAUCCAGUUUGCUUCCUAAAUUUCAGCAGGCUUUCAGCUGUGUUUAUGCACAAGAAGAUUAAAAAAUAACACGAACAUUAGUAAGAUAGUAUUUAAAUGUUGAAAUCUUAAGAGCCAGCCCCCAAAAUUUCAGAAACCAAGUCCUACUGGCAGUUUUUGCACAUAGUGCCCAGUGUUCAGCAGAAGGGUUGUGGUCCUUAAACAGUAACGGUCAUUUCCAGGUUCCUUAAAAACAGCUAUAACCAGAGGUUUUAUCUUGAGAUUUUCCUGAAUAACAUAUUUAAGAGCCUUCAAGAUUCUACUCAGUACCGGAACAUCUGGAAUUAUAGCAACUUCUGUCUUUUUUGUAAACUUACAUCAUUUUACAACAUGCCUUCAAAAUCUACCUUUCUCAAAUUCUUUUUUGCUCUAUUUAUUUUUGUACUUCACCAAGCAUGAUAAAGUAGACAGUUAAAUGAAACAAAGCAAAAUGUCAACAGUCCCUUAAAGAGAACUCUUACCUUUGAUGUCUUAUUGUGUGUGGUGGUGAGGAGUAUGUGUGUAUGUGUGUGUCCUAUUGCAUCCCGUAAUGCUAAUUAUUCAUCAGAAGUUUGUUACUGUAUUCACCCCUCCUCCCUCACCUUCCCUAGUCACCUUUGUCUUUGUUUAUUGUUUGAUCCUUAGUGGAUGAUUGACAGCUUUGAAAUCUUUUCUGCUUCUCUUUCUUUGUUCUAUACCUUGGUUGCUAGCCACCCAAUCUGAAACACUGUUCUGGCCCUAAGGGCUUUUGUGCACUUCCAAAGCUUGGUAGGCUGUGACCUUCACUGUUGAACCUGUUAGGGCAGAGAAGCCUUAAACAUUCAAAAAGAUUCUCUCGAAUAAAUAUAUGUGUUGUUUACAUAUAUACAUAUAUGUAUUCAAACAUCAGUGCUUUUAAAGGAAAACCAAACUUUUUGGCUUUGUGCAGGUUUUUUAAAGGCUUUAAAAAGAACCCUAUAUACAGCAGGAUAGAUAAUAGCCCAUUGAUUAUAUUUUGUUUUAGUAAAAAUAUUUAAUUUUUAAAUUAUGUAUAAUUUAUCUAAUUUGUAUUUAUUCAGUUGUCUUGUUUAAUAUGUUAUAAUUAACAAUCUCAUUCACCUGACUUACCCUAGAAAAGAUUAAGCUCUUGAAAACAAAAAGUAACAUUGCCUUGACAGGUUUCUCUUGGCCAAAAAUAAUGUUUUCUACCAAGAAGCAAAUGAGAAUGUUAGACCAAAUUUCUCUUGUGUUUAUGAAAGACAAGUAUGUCUUUUUUUUUUUUUUCAAGCUCUUUAUUAGAAAAUAAUUGCUUUACAGUCUUAUACCAGCUUUUAAGGUGAGUUUUGAGUUUAGGAGUUUGCAGUGUGUCACAUCAUAUUGUUUUGCAGAACUUUUGAAAAAUGGUGUUACAUAACUUUUUAAGUCUGACUUCUUAAUAUCAAAAUACAAGGAAUCCUUGUUCGCCAGUUUGGGGAAGAGGGUGGGGUUGCAGUUAAGAUGUUUAAAGUUUAAACCUUUGGAAGAUUGCCAUCUAGUGGCAUCAAAGGAUACUUUUUUGUGAAUAUUUUUAUUAGGGAUAAGCAGUCCUGCUGUGUUAGUCUUGAUGUGCAUAUAGAUAUGGCAUAAUUUUGGCCUCAACAAAUGUGUAAAUACCUCUUUUGGGAAAAACAGGGCCACCUCAUAAUAUUUGCCUGUGAAUGGGAUGACCUUCAAAAUAAGGAAUUAAUCUGAUUUCUUAUUUCCAAUGACAAAAUGCCUAAUAAUUUCGAAGGCAAAGAAACAGCAGGAAGGAAUCCAGUGGCAUUUUAGCCUCUUGAGUCUAAUGUGUCAGAUGUUAGAAACUUGUAUCAGAAAUGUUUUAUAUGGAUGAUUAUCUUUUUUUUUUGAGUUAAAGAAUUAUUUACUAUUUUCUCAUUGCCAGUAUUUAUGGAUAUCUACCUUUUGAUAGUUAUCUGUCGAAUCUUAAGAGGAACCAAGAGUCACAGUUUGGGUUCUUGUGUCCUUAAGUUUUUAAAGCACAGCUCUUCUGUGAAUAUAGAUGGUGUAGGACAUUGGUUUGUAGAGAGACGAUUACAGGAUGCUCAGCCCAGCAUAUGGGGCUAGAACAUUUUCACAGGAGGCUCUUUGUAGCUAAUGGACAGGGAGAGGGAAAGAAUCAGUUGCCUGGGUAAUUGUGGAUGUGGUAUGUGGUAGACAGACCUGGGGUAGGAACAGUUUCUUCCUGUUGAGAUUCUGGAGGAGAGCUUCUGUUAUUAGGCUAUAGAUAAAGUCUUAGCUGUAUCCUGGAAAUGGAGUCCAUAAUGGUUCUAGAAUAGCAUUUCCCAAACUGCAUUCUGUCAGGUGUGCUGCAGAAAAGGGGUUUCAUUGAGCAGGUUUGGAAAAUGAUAAUGUUACUCUCCUGCUUGAAGAUGACAAAGGAUGUGAGCAUUAAAGACUUUGACCAGUCCUUCUGUGAAAAGAAAAAAACCAUUUAACUUUGUUGAAUCUUGCUUUGCCCAAAUUAAUUUAAACAUGGUUUUAAACUUACUAUCCCCUGGGCAAAAGCAUAUUUGGAAAAUAUGAUUUAAAAAAAAUUAUUGUACCAAGUUGCCAUAACUAGGAUAGAUAAAAAUAAAAUUAAAAUUUCCUUUUCCCUUUUCAGUUGUUGGAGAGAAUCUGGUUCAAAAUCAGAAUAAUUUCAUUUAAACCUGUAGACAUAUUCAUCUUGAGCAAAUGCUGGAUUAGCAGAAUUUUGUAUGUCUGCAGCUUGUUUCAUAGCACCUUGAUUUUCUUAAUCAGGUUGUGGUAUUUUGUGAGGAGCAAAUUUAUUCUUUUUUGUGUUGAAUGGGUAACUGAAAAACAAGAUUACUUCUAAAAACGGUCUGAGAGACUAGUGACUGAUACUUAUGGCUCUAUGGGUAAUGAGCACUGAUUCUUACUUUCAGAAAGUGUAGUCAGUGAACAUUUUCUAAAUACUUUUAUAUUGGACACCAUAUUUAGAUCCAACUCCUGUUAUUCUCUAAUGAAGGAACAAACAACAUCCCGAAGUAAAUAUGUUGGGAAGGGAGGGAGGCAAACUAUUAUAAGUUGGGCUUUUGUUUUGAUCAUCAAAUUUUUGAGGCACUUUUGUAACCUCUAGUGUUUGCGUUCCUUGAUACUCACCAACUAUAAAGAGAAUCCAGGAGCCUAAAUUAUUCAGAAAUAACAGUAUUCCAUGUCAGGGAAUUGGCUAUAUGUAGUACAGACAAUUCUCCGCUUUCUGCAAAUAGGUUUCCCAGGACAGUUACAUAAUCCUGGGCUUGCUUUCUCUUAUUCCCUAGCCAGUUUGUACUCAGGGGAUACAAAUUGAUUUUUUAUAUUAGAUGAGACAUAAUUGAGAAAAUGAUCAUAGACAACUAUUACAGAUUUUUUGACUAUUGGGAUUUAUCUGUAAAUGUACAGUAUAUUGAGUUAAUAUAAGCAAUGCACCUUCCAUUUAUAAAAUAUAAAAUCUUAGAAUGUAUCUACCAUAGACACUGCAUCUUUGUCUAUUCACUGGUUAAUAACUUAAAUCCUGCUAAUUGCUUUGAAAUCUCAAUAUCUAAAUGCCAGGCAUGUUCACAGUUUUGUCUGCUUUUAUUUCUUUUUUAAAGACCUCCACGUUUUCAGUUUGGCAUUUCUUUACCUGAUCAUUCUGUCACUCUAUGACUUUUUAAAUAGGGAAUGAAUUUAUUUUAGUAAUAGUUCUCAGAGACUCUAAAAUUCUAGAUGAGGGAUCUGUGCAAUCUGUUUGUAAGUCACAUCCUGUGUUGGGCCUCAUUUUUGUAACCUCUGCAGUGGGAGGGAUAGAUUAAAAGACCUCUGAGUUACCUUUGAGCUUUAAAGUUCUGUCUUCUCUGCUUUUUCAUAUGAUUUGUAUUAGUGUUCACUUUUUACCUAUUAAGAGAUUUUAUACUAGUGUGAAUGAUCUGUUUGGUGAGGCAUUUUGAAGGUAAAUACUUGAAUAUUUUUCUAAAUACAGCUCUCCCCCAUGGAAUAUAAAUGGCAAAAGUCAUUCAGAAAACCAAACAUAUUAAGAUAUCACGUGCACUUGCCAUAAAGCAAAAGAUGACUAAUUCGGAGUGAUGGAAGUAUUCUAUACAUUUUAAUAGUGAUUUUUAGAUCCAGAGACCCUCCGUAUCUAUUAACUUAUUUAAUAUGUUACAGUAACCUUGUGAGUUAACGAUUUUCCAGAUGAGAAAGCAGGACCAGAAGGCUCUUCACAAAGAUUUAAUGCCAUACAAGUGCUCAGUGAUGAUCACUGCUCUUUAUAUGCCCCCUUCCUCUGGGGGAAAACAGUCUGAAUCACUGAAAUAUCUGCAUAGUUGAAUAAUAAAAAUAAACACAGAUGUAUUGCUUUCAAGUCUUAGAGUGACAUGAAAUAGUCUUAACUGAAUAUUUUUUAGUUUAAUUAUUUGAACCAGUUGAUUGUACUAACUAGAUGUAAUUAUCGUAAGUAUUUAUGAUUAGCAUAUUAAUUUUUGCUAAGUAACAAAAUUACUUACUUUCUAAGGAAUAACUUCUAAGUUAUUGAGGGUGCUUAAAAAGUACUGAAGAAACUUUUUAGGACAUGAUUCUUCCUUUAACUUUAUUUAUAUGAUUCUUAUAGCACAAUAUUUUUUAGAAAGUAAAACUAGCCCCAGCUCCUAUCUUAUCAAAAUUUUUGACUAUUAAUCUCAAUUAGGCUUAUCUAAAUUUCAUAUACAGAUUGAUAAUUUUUCAUUUUAUAUGUAUAUGAGAUGAUAAGACACUAUUUUCAUAGAGUAUAUUUCUAUUCACAAACUACCUAAUUAUUAUUGGCUUGAUAUGAAUUCUUCCAAACCUUAUAAAAAUUUGAAAUGUAAUUUAUGUUUGAGCUUUUAAAAGUGUAUCUUAUUUAAACAAGUUGCUGGUAUCCUUACCAGCCUUUCCCUAUAUAAUUAUAAUGCAUUUGAUGCCACUGAACAGUAAUAACAUAAAGAACAGGACCCACAGUCUAGACUAGAUUGAGGUGUUUUUUUUUUUUCUUUAAGAACUUUUAUUGAGAUACAGUUAACAGACAAUAAACUGCAUAUAGAGUGUACAAUUUGGUCUCCCAAUCUCCCACUUCAUUCCCCCCCAAUCCUCCCGGCUUUCCCCACUUGGAGUCCAUAUGUUUGUUCUCCACAUCUGUGUCUCUAGAUUGAGUUUUAAUUAAACUUUUCCAGCUAUAACCUGAUAAGAAUCAGGCUGCGUUUAGAAGUUAUUAGACUGUGGGCCUGUAUUAAUUUUGUGAGCCGAUGUUAAUGUUUACUGCCAGCCUUGCAUAGCAAUGCCAGUUUGCAGCCUUGAUUGUAUAUGUGACUUUUCAUAACUACUGUUUAUAUAUAAAGCAGUUCAGAUGUUAUGAAAGUAGCUCAUGAUAAUUUGGACAAGCAGGGUAGGUAAAUUUAAGUUACAUUUGAAAAAGUGCAAUUAAGGAAAUUCUAGGGUAGAACGCUCUUUCCAGGAAAAAAGUGAAGUGUCUGUAGAGUAUCCUAGCAUGACAGGUGUUUUGAACAUACAUAGAAUUUUGACAAGGUUCAUACAGUGUGAAUUUUUUAAUUCAAGGUUUGCUGCUUUGUGUUGAUUUAAAAUUUCAAGGAAGGAAUAGGAAUUCUAGCCAAGGAGAACUGCAUAUUUAAUUUUUGCUGCUUAUUUAGGCAUGCUAAAAAUCCUUUUACAUUUUGUUACAAAGAAAGGCCAUUUUUCUAGACAGAUAACAUUUUCCUAAGAUGGAAGAGAGAAACAGAUCCACUAAAAAAACAAAAACACCUUAAUUAAUUGUGCUGCCUCUGUUAAAUUGUAGGAAUAAUGAUUAGUCAAAAAUUUGUUUAAAUUGUGUUUUUUCCUAAUUCCUCUCAUGUUUCCUUAAAUCCGUCCUCCACAAACAGUCACAUUGUUUGCUUUUGCCUGUUUGUUUUCGGGUUCCUUUGGCCAGACCUCACUAUCGUUGUCAGAAAUUGUUCGCUAGGUGUGUUUUUCUGUUUGUUUUAUGUUGCUUCACUUUUUAAGUCACCUUGGUAAAAGUUUGGCUGUCUUCUCAUGUUUUUAAAAUGAAUGCAAUGAAUAGCAGUGUUUAUAUUUCAACCCUUUAAAAAGUUUGUAAAGGAAAGAAUGCAGAGCAAAGAACAAAAUCUAAUUUGGAAUUUGAUUCUCAGUUUGGCUGCUGUGGAGCAGUCAUUUAACCUCAUUUAGUUUUUUCAUCUAUAAGAUGUGGAUAAUAACCUACCUCACAGAUGCGUGUGAGAAAAUGAAGGCCUGUGUUUAAUUCAGGGUUUAUCAUCGUAUUUAAUGUAAAUGUAAAUUUACAUAAUGUAAAUCCCUUUCUUUUUAAAGUAGAUAUCUUUGAUACUGAUAGGAUGAGUAUCUUGAUUUUAGGUACAGUAAGUCUUACAUGGUAAGAAUGUGGUGGUAAAAAUGUUUAAGACCACAGUUUCACAAAUUAUGGUAUUCUUAUUUUAAGUGACUUUAAAAAUUUCUUGAAAAUAUCUAAUAUCCAAUUAUCAAAUUUGUCUUUUGUUGCAACAGAUAUUCAGAACUUCUUAAAAUGUUGGCUGAAGAUGCCUUAAUGUACCAAAAUACAGCUUUCUCUCCAGACUAUUCACAAAUAGUUAUGGUUGUACAAUGUUUUGAGUGUUUAAUGUAAAUUUAUUAUAGAACUGUGAACUCCAUGCAUAGUAACCUUAAUAUUGUUUUAGGAAGAAUGCCUGUGUUGUGUAUCAUGUAUGCUUAAAUAUCAUACAGUGACUUUUGAGUGCAACAAACAAAACUGAAAGUUGACAGCCAUUAGGUUGUGUCCAUGACAAUCAUAAGAAAAUGUAAGAUUGGAUAUUAAUUGUUCAAAAAACUUUGCAAGAACAUUUUGCAUUCAUUCAUUCUUAGCCCAUCUUUGGGAAGAAAAAUCCCAUAGGCUGAUACAUUUACCCACCAAAGCACUUGAUUACAUAUCUAUUAAAAUAAUUUUUUUAACUGUUGAAAUUGGGAUCAUUUUUUAUAAUUCAUUUCAGGAAGGGAAAAAAAACCCCAGACUCUUCGUGCUUUUGUGUUUUAAUAACAGAUUCAAAUUUCAGUUUUCUUUGUUAUGUAUUUUUAUGAGUGUUAAAUGAUCAGUGGGAGGGAUUUGUCUUCCAGCAACUGUGUGGUAAAGAUGUCUUCUUGAAUUACACAGCGUUUCAGUUACAGGUUCUCCCUCGUUAAUAUUUGCACUGUACACAAAAGAGUAAAGCAGCCUGAUUGCUUAUAAGCUUUUUUUCACAAAAUCAAAUUAAAGUCUCUGGUUAAUUUGAAAGCUGUUUUGUUUCUGUUCUGUCAUUUAAGCUAAUAUUCUGCAGGUCAAUUAGUAGUUACAGACAAAGCUAUUGUAGAACUUUGCUGCCUGUGAUUCCUUGGAGAUUCUAUACCAUCUUCGUCCACUUCCGUCUUCCUUGUUGUACAGUGUAGUUUCUAACUUUAGCCAUUGUAUGUUUCCUAUUGCUGCCAUAAGAAGUUACUACAAACUUAGUGACUUAACACAAAUUUAUUGUCUUAUAGUUCUGUCAGUCAGUUCGGUGGGCUUAGCUGGUGUUUCUGCAUCAAGUCACACGGGCUGAAAACCAAAGCAUGGGUAGGGCUGUGCUCUAGGGCAGAAUCUGUUUCAAAGCUCAUGCAAGUUGGUGGUGAAUUUAGUUCCAUGCUGCUGUGGGGCUGCGGUCCCGUUUCCCUUUUGGCUCUUGGCUAGGGAUCACUUGCAGCUUCUAGAGACCAGCAUCAUUCCCUGGCGUGUGAGUCCCUUCAUCUUCAAAGCUAGUAACUGUGGGCUCAUGCUGCAAAUGUUUCCUGCCUCGCCUUCACUACAUCUCUGACGGGCUGACUUGUCUGCCUUCCUCUUCUGAUUGUAAGGGCCGAGGCUAUUAAGUAGGACUCACUUGGAUAAGCUCCCUAUUAUAAGGGCAGCUGGUUAGCAAACAAUUUCAUCUGUAAAGUCCCCUUUUCCAAGUCACAUAACAUAUCUACAGGUAUUAA